ACAAAUAAAUAUGUUUUAAUUUAUCUAAUCAUUUUUACUUAUAUCCUGCAUACUAUGUAUUUGUUAUUAUAAAUAGAAUAUUUACAAUAAAAUAAAGACUAUCAAAAGUUUUAGGAGGUUCAUGUUAAAUUUAGACAUCUUGUACUGAUGGGAACAUCUUGAACAAGUGCCAAAAUUAAUUAUUGGCCCAAUUUAGAGUAGGUACUGUGUAGAUACUGGUGUUUAAAUGUAUUUGCAUUAAUACAUUUAAUAAUAUGGAAGUGCAAAACGAAAAAAAUUAUAAAACUUUCAUAAAACAACAAUCAAAAAUUAAACUGAAGAAUGGUAAAACUACCAUUAAAUAUAAAGGAGAUUGGAAUAAUUUACCAGACUUGUUAUUGGAAAAUAUAUUUUCAUUUUUAAAUAUCAAAGAGAAAUACAAUGCUUCGUCUACAUGUCAUUCUUGGUACUCAAUUUUUCAUUUACCAUAUUCAUGGCACACCUUUGUUUUUGAUGACACGACCCUUACUCGAAGAAAAUUUAACUAUUAUUCAGGAUGGCAGUACAUGUUAGAUCAUCUACGAGUUCAAUUGUGUCUUCAAUCCAUUGGUACUUACAUUAAAGUUUUGGUAUUUAAACCAAUAACAAAUUUUUAUAACUUAUACGAAUUCAUGAAUAUGAUAUCAUUCUACGCGGAACACGGCCGAGAAAUUGGAUCUAGAGUAAACACUCUGCAAUAUACAUUCCCGUGUAACAUGGCAACAUCACGUAUCGAUGAAUCCGUUCUGUACGGUACAGGAGGUAAGCUAUUGGAAGCGCUUAAAAGGUUGAUGGGUAAUUUACCGUCACUCCGGAGAUUAGAAUUGAUAGAUUUGAUGUUGGAUAAUGAAGACGCGCAAACAUUGUUGGAUCAAGUUUGCUUUUGCUGUUGCACUACAUUAAAAACCCUAAUAUUAGUUAACACCACUAAAAAUGUAUGUCAAUUGCUUCAUCCUGGAGUUUUUAUAAAUUUGCAGGUAUUAGUAAUUAGUCCUCAAAAUCUAGGAAGUGAUUUAUUGUAUAUGUUGAGCCAAAUGAGACUCUUGCACUUGCAUAUUCUUCAAAAUCGCUACACGCCUAUUGACAUAGAAUCUGUACAUUCUUCUGACUGGAAACAUUGCACUAAAAUAAAUUCUAUACUUAAAGUACACCUUCGAAUAGAAUCCAUCAGGGAAAGACAAAUUCUAUGGCAACCCGGUGCUCCUGUUUCCAGCAUAAUAUAUAAGUCGCCAAAUAUACGGAUGAGUGCUGACAUCUCAAAUAAAAUUAUGGAACUAUACUCAGAUCAGUUGCUUACAUUUGGAUACCUGGAUUUGCCAAAAUUCUAUCAACCAUCGUCAUUUAAGGAUCGUAUUGACACAUGUUUGGUAAACUUAAUCCAAAUUUGUCCUAAAUUGGAUACAUUGAUGAUAAGAGAAAAAAUAUCAACAUGUACAUUAUUAUUAAUUUCAUAUUAUGGUCAUUCGUUAACAUCUUUAUACGUACGUCGCAAUGCUGUUAUUCUACGAUGUGAUUGGCCUCGUCAAAAUGAUUGGUCUGAUGAAUUUUACCAAUGGUUAAAAAAAUCUAGUACAUCAUAUGAAAUAGUAGAAGAAGAAAUCGCGUUGUCUUUGGGUUUGGAAAAUUGGAAAAUGCUUAGUGAUCAAGACUUCAAACGCAUAUCUCCUCAACUUUAUUCAUCAUUCUAUAGAUAAAUAUAAUACCUGUACUAUUUUUUUUAAAAAAUUACUGAUUGUUGUUUUUAAAUAAGUAAAUUAUAUAGGUAAAAAUGAUUGAUAUUUAUCUUACUAGCUGACUCGACACGGCGUUGCCCGUGAGUUAGUUUAUUUUAUGACAUUUUCGUAGGCCGUGUGUCAGUGUUUAAUUAAAUUGUAUUGAUAGUGUUAAUAUUCAGGGGCGUGUCCUGGGUAAACAUUCAAAAUGGGCUUGGUUAUAAACAGGGCUCAUAACUUUUAGCAUUUGUAUAUUUUUUUUGAGAGGUCUUAGAGGUACCUAUGUGAGCUAUAAAUUUGUUUCAGAUAACCAAGAAGCU
Molecule: messenger RNA, 2050 nt
Organism: Sipha flava (yellow sugarcane aphid)
Lineage: Eukaryota; Metazoa; Arthropoda; Insecta; Hemiptera; Aphididae
Product: F-box/LRR-repeat protein 21
Exons: 7
Coding region: 255-1712 (485 amino acids)
Molecular function (GO): protein binding
Source: RefSeq, a predicted model, not a curated record